Messenger RNA from Adineta ricciae, 453 nucleotides. The record is from the annotation of a GenBank genome assembly. NCBI's taxonomy places the organism in Eukaryota, Metazoa, Rotifera, Eurotatoria, Adinetida, Adinetidae.
AUGUUUUUUUAUUCCUCAGAGUUGUUUCACGCAGCCGGUCACAACUUGAUAAGUCAUGCUCAUCUUAAUCUACUCUCAUUCUCAACAAAGAUUUUUUCUCAAUUGAUGAGUAUUAUAGACGUUGAUGGUGCUAAAAAUCGUCUUCAAGAAUAUUGUCAACAACGAAAUCUGCCAUUGCCAAUUUACUCUUUGAUAGAAAAAACAGGUCCUGACCAUUCUCCUAUGUUUCAAGUCGAAGUAAUGGUAGAUGGAAUGACAUUUAUUGGUGAUCAGUCUACAAAAAAGCGAGUAGCUGAAAAACUUGCUGCAUUAGAAGCAUUAGAUUAUAUUAAUAAACCUCCAUCCCCUCCAAAAAAGAUUGUUAAUCAACAAACCAAAGAUCCAUUUACAUUGUUUGAAAGCAUGAAUCUUGAGGAUGAAUCAGCAGAAAUUGAAUCAAUGGAAUGUGAUUAA